This is a messenger RNA of Pseudophryne corroboree (corroboree frog), 1906 nucleotides long. RefSeq names its product glutamyl-tRNA amidotransferase subunit B (gene GATB). The record is from RefSeq and is a predicted model, not a curated record. Gene Ontology annotation, molecular function: glutaminyl-tRNA synthase (glutamine-hydrolyzing) activity. Lineage: Eukaryota; Metazoa; Chordata; Amphibia; Anura; Myobatrachidae. Gene Ontology annotation, biological process: glutaminyl-tRNAGln biosynthesis via transamidation; mitochondrial translation. Gene Ontology annotation, cellular component: mitochondrion; glutamyl-tRNA(Gln) amidotransferase complex. Bases 47 to 1708 code for a protein of 553 amino acids. The transcript has 13 exons.
ACUACUCCCAGACGCCUGUGCUUAGCGGCAUGGUCACUGUUUGGAAAUGGCUGCGACCUUGUUGCAUGACGGCAGCCGCGGGUGUCUGCUCUUUCUGGUGCAGGGUGUGCAGCAACAGAAGUCUGGCCCACUGGCUAAGCACCUGUGCUGUAUAAGGAGGCGAUGGAGAGCAGCCAGCACCGCCUGCAAACAUGCCAGAGCUACAGGUUCUCUGCCGUGGGAGAGUGUUGUUGGGCUUGAAGUCCAUGCUCAGAUUAAUUCCAUCUCCAAGCUUUUUUCAAGUUCCCAAGUUAAGUUUGCUGCUCCUCCAAACUCAACUGUGUCGUUUUUUGAUGCUUCGUUGCCAGGAACUCUGCCAACAAUCAACAAGAGAUGUGUAGAAGCAGCUGUGAUGACAAGCCAUGCUUUACACUGCGCCAUAAACAAGAAGUCGCUGUUUGAUCGAAAACAUUAUUUCUACGCCGACCUGCCUGCUGGUUAUCAAAUUACACAACAAAGGCUUCCAAUCGCAGUUAAUGGGCUUCUCACAUACCGAUAUCAAGUAGGAACAAAAUGGAAUCAGAUGGUUACUAAGUGCGUCAGGAUUAAACAGGUCCAGCUGGAGCAGGACAGUGGCAAGAGUCUCCAUGACGACUCAAGGCGACAAACUCUUAUUGACUUGAAUAGAGCUGGAAUUGGACUUAUGGAAAUUGUAAUGGAACCUGACAUGACCUGUGGAGAAGAAGCCGCUGCUGCUGUCAGAGAACUCCAACUAAUUUUGAAGUCUCUUGGAACAAGUCUUGCAAACAUGUCAGAGGGCCAGUUGAGAGUUGAUGCAAACAUUUCUGUUCAUCGUCCCGGCGAGCCAUAUGGUGUGAGGACAGAAGUAAAGAACAUUAACAGCGCACGUUUUCUGGCAAAAGCCAUCGAUUAUGAAAUUAGACGACAAACUGAAAUCCUGGACAACGGAGGUACAAUUCUGAAUGAGACAAGAGCAUUUGACUACAAACUUGGGGCCACAAUACCGAUGAGAGACAAGGAAGGAAAGCAAGAUUACCGGUUUAUGCCAGAACCUAACCUCCCCCCUUUAAUACUGUACGAUGCUAAGUCAUUGCCAGCUAACGUGGAUGCUGAUCAGGUCGUAAAUAUUGAUUUGAUUAAAGAGAGACUCCCGGAGCUUCCCAGCGUCACCAGGGAGAGGCUUGUUGAACAAUACGGAAUAUUACCCGAGCACAGUUUUAUCUUGGUGAAUGAGGAUGGACUACAAGAAUAUUUCGAAACAGUUGUCAAAAUGACUAACGCUGACCCCAAGAAGAUAAUUGGAUGGGUAAUUAAUGAUUUGCUUGGUUACCUAAGGCAGCGAAAUCUCACAAUCAAAGAAAGUCUGAUCAGUCCCAUCUCGUUAUCUGAACUUCUGACGCUUUUGGAGAAUAGAGUCAUUUCUUCAUCAGCUGCUAAACAGGUGUUCCAGGAGCUCUGUAAGGAAGGCAAAAAGACCCCGGCGCAGAUAGUUCAGGAGAAGAACCUAGGACAGCUCUGUGAUCGGGGACAACUAGAAGACGUCUGCCAGAAAAUUGUUGAUGGGCACAAAGAAGAGGUUGCAGCAGUACAGCAAGGAAACCUCAAAGUUAUCAACAAACUGAUUGGGUUAGUGCAGAAGUCUACAAAUGGACGAGCAGAUCCAGUUCUCGUAAGGACUAUACUUGAAGAAAAGGUGUUAAUAAAAUAGUAAUUCUUCCCCAAAGAAGUACAUGUUGUAUAUUGAAUGAAUUGUCUUAAAAAAAAGUGUUUUCAUUGUCCAGAAUGCUUGUAAACACACUGCUGUGAUACAUUGGGAUGUACAGUUCCCCUGUGAUGCCUUUAUGAUGACGACUCUAAUUUUCUUUGUUUUGUCGAUUAAUAAAAAAAAAAAAUGUAAACAGUAUAA